This is a messenger RNA of Aspergillus mulundensis, 1485 nucleotides long. Its product is annotated as adaptor protein STE50. The record is from RefSeq and is a predicted model, not a curated record. The coding region runs from base 1 to 1485 and encodes 494 amino acids. The transcript has 3 exons. Gene Ontology annotation, molecular function: protein binding. Gene Ontology annotation, biological process: signal transduction. NCBI's taxonomy places the organism in Eukaryota, Fungi, Ascomycota, Eurotiomycetes, Eurotiales, Aspergillaceae.
AUGUCACUCCAUACCUCCUAUCACGCAGACUCUGACGCGGACGAUGAGUACGAGCGCAGCGUCAUCACGUCGCCUCACCUAGCGACGGACUCAGAAGGCUCCGCAUCAGAGUCAGAGUUCCCUUCAGCAGAACCCACUCCCACCUUCGCUCGCAAUGAAGAUAAUUCCAAGUCCCCGAAAACAAUAAUUACCGAAUGGACCGCUGAAGAAUGCGCGAGCUAUGUCGCUUCCCUGGGUCUUCGUCAGUACUGCCAAUUGUUCAUAGAGAACGGGAUUGUUGGAGAAGCCCUCAUUGCGUUAAGACACGACGAGCUGAAAGAAAUGGGCAUUGCUAGUGUGGGACACCGGUUGACCAUUCUCAAGAGCGUCUACGAGACAAAAGUCAAGCAGGAUAUCCCGCUCGAUGGUGACCACUACAUUCCUCUUUCUGCCGACCAAAGUAUGAACGAGAGCGCAACCCAGGAAGAUAUCGCUCGACUAAUCCAAUCCAUCCGACUUCGAGACGAGAAAAUCAUCAGCGUCGAGACCGAGUUACGGCGUGUCUUAGAGGACUACCGGCGGCUAAGGGAGGAGCUUUUGCCCGUCUUUAAGAUGGCAAAAGAUAAAUCCCAACCGCUACCACCGCCGACUGCCGUGCCGACUACGGACAGCUACCAUGACGAUAGAUUCUCCGGGUCAACGCUCACAGGCCAACAGUCUGGCAUUACCAUCCUGGAUCGUUCCGGCUCGAUCUUGUCUCGGAACCUGUCUAAACGAGUUCAUGGAGGCACGACUCCCAAGAACAAUUCCCCAACCCACAUCCCACCUUCUAUCCAUGAGGGCCGGACGUACAACGACGGCACCAAUCUUGACCCGUCCGCCGCUGCUGUUGCCGCAUCCUCACAUCUCAGUACGAUGAAUGGAAAGUCGCAGUUAUCACCAAACCUACCGUCCCCGACAUCCCCUGGCAAUCAUUACGGCACACCGCAGACUCUAGCAUCCCGUGCCUACUCACAGCCAGGUUCUGCCCGCACGCACCAUGAUCAUUACGACGACACUGCGCAAUCUCAGUCCCGCUCGGACCGGCUGAACCCUCCCCCCUCGUCCGCCACACGCUCCGAGAUUCCCUCGCGUUCUGAGUCUAGAGCAGGGGGCGAAAAUCCCAGCGUGGAAAUUUUCAAGUCCUUCCGCGUUUCCGUUGAUGAUCCGUGCUACAAAGUCCUUCCAGCUGCUCUCAAGAAGUAUAACAUCAAUGGCGACUGGAAACAGUAUGCCCUUUACAUUGUAUACGGCGAUCAGGAGCGUUGUCUCGGGCUAGAAGAGCGACCGCUCAUUCUCUUCAAGCAGCUGGAAAAGGAAGGACGGAAGCCGAUGUUUAUGUUGCGAAAACAACAACAGCCGCCUGAAAACAACACUGUCUAUCCACCGGGCCCGGGCUCAGCGCCAAACAGCGCUGGUUUUGAGCCACGACAAGCGCAGAUCAACCUUCCCGGCGGAGUUCUGUAA